AUGUACUUCGCAAGCCUCUCCAGCGUUGCUUUCGCAACCUUCAUAUUCUCUUCAGUCGCCUCAGCUGGAUGCUUCAACGGUGGACAGUCUUGGGGCGACAAAGAACUAGCAAAAAAAGCAGUAAAGGCCUUCUGCUCUAAUUUCAGCAGCUUAUCAUAUUCAAGAGAGUUGUUAGAUGCGGGUACUUCAAAAUCUGGCUGCCUCGAUGGACCUGCGGGCACGCGGUUCGACUUCACCGUGGAGAAGAUCGUCGAUGACCUAAUCUUUCUUGACGAGCCAACGUGUGUUGAGUUCCUUACGAACGAAGUCCAUGGUUGUGAUCAUGGCGGAAGCUCUCGCGUAAGAUACUGGUGGUUCACCCUAACUCUUGUAGCUCCGACCCGAAUGCGGGAGCUUGCUAGCGCUGCCAAGGACUAUGAAAUAGGAAAAUACGAUGCGGAUGGCAGGAGAUUUCUUGUGUAG
This is a messenger RNA of Aplosporella prunicola CBS 121167, 462 nucleotides long. RefSeq lists its product as uncharacterized. The record is from RefSeq and is a predicted model, not a curated record. The transcript is spliced from 2 exons. Bases 1 to 462 code for a protein of 153 amino acids. NCBI's taxonomy places the organism in Eukaryota, Fungi, Ascomycota, Dothideomycetes, Botryosphaeriales, Aplosporellaceae.